AUGGAUGCGCUGCAUGUCAGGAGUGUUCUGGUGACUGGUUCUGACCGGGGAAUUGGGCUGGGUCUGGUCACUCGGUUCCUGGAGAAGAGAGACCCACCGGAGUGGGUUUUUGCCACCAGCCUGGAUCUUGAAGGGUCUCAUGGGAAGAAAUUAAAGAAGCUGGCUGGGCAUCACCCAAACCUUGUUGUGCUGCAGCUGGAUGUCAGAGAUCUGAAGAGCAUAGAGGCUGCUACGAGGAAGGUAGAGGAGCACGUGAAAGAGCAUGGGCUGACUCUGCUCAUAAAUAAUGCUGCCAUUUUGAUCAAAUUCACCUGCUUGGUCACUGAGACUGCAGAGAACAUGGAGCGCCAGUUCAACACGAACACCAUUGGGACCUUGCAAGUCAGCCAGGCAUUCCUGCCCUUGCUGAAGACUGCUGCUCUCAGAAGCCCCAUGGAAGGGUUAAGCUGCAGCAAAUCUGCCAUCAUCAACAUGUCCAGUGACUUUAGCUCUAUUGAGAAAAUGUCCGGGUGGUGUCUCUCGCAAGUCGUCUCCUAUCGCUGUAGCAAGGUGGCUGUGAACAUGCUCACCAGAUGCAUGUCUUUGGAGUACAAACAGUUUGGGAUUCUCUGUCUUUCCAUGCACCCUGGUUGGGUGAAAACUGGCAUGGGAACAUUGCUGGUUCCAACUUCCGUGAAGGACAGCACUACACGUGGAUGGAUUGAAAUUACCUUACUAUCUACUGCUUAGCGACUGGUGGAAGUUGAAGACACAGGAUCUUUCCUGGACUGGGAAGGAAAAACUGUUCCUUGGUGAACAACCAGAAAACCCAUCUGUUCCACAGAUA
Molecule: messenger RNA, 826 nt
Organism: Sphaerodactylus townsendi
Lineage: Eukaryota; Metazoa; Chordata; Lepidosauria; Squamata; Sphaerodactylidae
Product: C-factor-like
Exons: 6
Coding region: 1-729 (242 amino acids)
Source: RefSeq, a predicted model, not a curated record